CCACCAUAUCUGGGUGAGAAUAGAAAGCACAUGUGGGGUUAGAGAAGAACGAUUUUCAUCUAUUUUAAAGGAGGUAAAUCCAUCGCAGCUUAAGAUAUACACCAUUUCCAUAUAUCUUCUCCCCCACAACGUGUACUCCCCCAAAAACCUAGAGGGGGGUUUUCAUUUCGUUGCACGCAAACGCUUCGAUUCUUCAUCACAGUUGCUAUAUUCCCAAGAUUUCAUAAUGACAGAUACAGCCAAGUCCAUUUACUUGGACUUUUGAUGGACCAGUACGAAAAGGUCGAGAAGAUUGGUGAAGGAACAUAUGGUGUGGUCUACAAGGCUCGUGAUAAAGUGACCAAUGAAACUAUUGCUUUGAAGAAGAUUCGUCUAGAGCAGGAAGAUGAAGGGGUGCCAAGCACAGCCAUCAGAGAGAUUUCUCUCUUGAAAGAGAUGCAGCAUGGAAACAUCGUCAGGUUACAGGAUGUCGUGCACAGCGACAAACGAUUGUAUCUGGUUUUCGAGUAUCUUGACCUGGAUUUGAAGAAACAUAUGGACUCUUGUCCAGAGUUUGCAAAGGAUCCUCGUCUUGUAAAAACGUUUCUAUAUCAAAUACUUCGAGGUAUUGCUUAUUGCCAUUCUCAUAGAGUUCUCCAUAGAGACCUAAAGCCUCAAAACCUGUUGAUUGAUCGUCGUACCAAUGCUCUAAAGCUGGCAGACUUCGGAUUGGCCAGAGCUUUUGGUAUCCCUGUCAGGACAUUUACACAUGAGGUGGUGACACUGUGGUAUAGAGCACCAGAAAUUCUUCUCGGAUCCCGUCACUAUUCUACUCCUGUUGAUGUGUGGUCGGUGGGUUGUAUAUUUGCUGAGAUGGUGAACCAGCGACCACUCUUUCCAGGAGACUCUGAGAUUGACGAACUGUUCAAGAUCUUCAGAAUCAUGGGAACUCCGAAUGAAGAUACAUGGCCUGGUGUGACUUCUCUGCCUGACUUUAAGUCCGCCUUUCCAAAAUGGUCCUCAAAGGAUCUGGCUACUGUGGUCCCAAAUCUUGAUAAAGCCGGUCUUGACCUCUUACGGAAAAUGCUGUGCUUGGAUCCUAGCAGAAGAAUUACAGCCAGGACAGCACUGGAGCAUGAGUACUUCAAGGAUAUUGGGUUCGUGCCAUAACUCUUCACCAGGUUAUCUUCAUGUGCAAAAUCGAACCUCUUGUGGAUUAUUAUGUGAGAUAUGUGUGUGCCAUUUUUAGAUCAUCUCCUUGUUGUCAUUUCUUCUCCACCGUAACGUUUUUCGGUGCUUUCUUCAAAAGCCAUUGUCGAAUUGGCUUGUGCCUUUUUCUUUUCAUUCGAAACCCUCUUUUCGUGUUUUCAAAAAAGUUCCAUAUUUCUUGUAACAGUUUUCUUGAUGGAGAACAUAUCAUCAGGCUUAUUUCCUUCUUUUAAUGGAGUUCUUUGGUGUGCAUUCUGCAUGUGGUUUUCAAUUAGUC
Messenger RNA from Cynara cardunculus var. scolymus (artichoke), 1465 nucleotides. RefSeq names its product cell division control protein 2 homolog. The transcript has 11 exons. Gene Ontology annotation, biological process: regulation of G2/M transition of mitotic cell cycle; signal transduction; G1/S transition of mitotic cell cycle. Gene Ontology annotation, molecular function: cyclin-dependent protein serine/threonine kinase activity; cyclin binding; ATP binding. Bases 265 to 1149 code for a protein of 294 amino acids. Lineage: Eukaryota; Viridiplantae; Streptophyta; Magnoliopsida; Asterales; Asteraceae. Gene Ontology annotation, cellular component: cyclin-dependent protein kinase holoenzyme complex; nucleus; cytoplasm. The record is from RefSeq and is a predicted model, not a curated record.